AUGCAUCGGGAUCGUUCUCGUCGAACUUCUCUCUACCUUUCCAGCACUUCUCCCGAGAAACGGUCCUCCUCAAUCCUCACCAGGUCGUCGUCGCCAUCGUCGAUCAGCUCCUAUUCUGACCUUGCCCUAACUGCUGACUCGCUCAGAGAACAAAGAAAUGGACACACAGUCGUUCUGGGUAUCUGUGCAAUGGAUAUCAAGGCUCGCAGCAAACCCAUGCGUGAGAUCCUCACCCGAUUAGUCGAGCGGGCAAGGGGUUCCAUCGAAGUCAAGGUUUUUGGCGACAAGGUUAUAUUGGAUGAAGCAGACGUCGAGAAUUGGCCCAGAUGCGACGUCCUCAUCUCAUUUUUCUCCACGGAUUUCCCUCUCGACAAAGCGAUUUCCUACGUCAAACUCAGAAAUCCUUUUUGCAUCAACGAACUCAUACCACAGGCCCUGUUGUGGGAUCGUCGACUCGUCGGUGCUGUUCUGGAUCACCUCAAGGUCCCAACUCCAAGACGUAUAGAAGUUUCAAGAGAUGGUGGACCCAAAGUCGAUGCAGAGCUACUGGACCUCAUGAAAAAGAAACUAGGGAUCACUCUUGGCGGGUUUACCGUCACUCCCGAAGUCAUCCUUCGUGAAGACGGAAACGCCCUAAUUAUCGAUGGCCAAGUCAUGGAAAAGCCUUUUGUAGAGAAGCCUGUCAGUGGAGAAGACCACAACGUAUACAUCUACUUCCGUGGGGGCGGUGGCCGCCGGCUUUUUAGAAAGGUUGGCAAUAAGUCGAGCGAACUCGAUCCUACACUCAAUCACCCACGAACGGACGGCUCCUACAUCUAUGAAGAAUUCGUCGACGUUGACAAUUCCGAAGACAUCAAAGUCUAUACUGUCGGCAAAGAGUAUACUCACGCGGAAACGCGGAAGUCCCCUGUUGUAGACGGGGUCGUGCGGCGAAAUAACGAAGGAAAGGAAAUCAGAUUCGUGACUCGCCUCACCGACGAGGAGAAGCUGUGGGCCAACAGGAUAUGUGAAGGUUUCGGGCAACGAGUCUGUGGCUUUGAUCUGCUUCGCAGCGAAAAUGGUGCGGUAAGCCAAGUCAUCGAUGUAAAUGGAUGGAGCUUUGUCAAAGGCAAUUCGUCCUAUUACGGUUCGUCUGUCGCUCUAAUAUCGCCAAAUACUAUUAUGGACCUUUCUCCAGACAAGGCAGCAGACAUUCUCGCAGCGCUAUGCAUGAGAGUGUCAUCGUCCAUCGAAAGACCCCUUCCAUCUGCAGCAGCGGGCACCGAAGAGUCUCCCACAUGGCUACUCAAAGCCAAUGUCACCGUUUUCCGGCACGCCGACCGCACGCCCAAGCAAAAACUCAAAUUCAAUUUCCCCAUUGGAGAACCCUGGACGCAGCCUUUUGUUACGCUCUUGAAUGGCGAAACGGAAGAAAUCAUCCUCCGCGAAAAGGAGCAACUGUCUUGGAUUGCGGCUGCGAUUGAGGAGGCUCGAAAUCUCGGUGCCGAUGGGGACGAGCUCAAUAAACUGACACAACUCAGCAACGCCCUGUUCAGGAAGAUCGACCUGCCGGGCACAAAGGCGCAGCUCAAGCCGGUAUAUUCUAAACGUCAAGCUGGUCAAGUCAGAAAACUUACCAAAUUGACGCUGGUAUUCAAAUGGGGUGGCGAGUUCACGCAUUCGGCUCGUUACCAGUCUCGCGAUCUAGGGGAAAAUAUGAAGAAGGAUAUCUCCAUCAUGAACAAGGAAGUCCUGCACAAUGUCAAGAUUUUCACGUCAUCUGAGAGGCGGGUCAUUGCGUCCGCAGAAGUCUUCGCAGCUGCCUUGCUCGACCCCCAACACCCAAGUUAUUCCACACCCACCUCUCACCAGGCAUCGGCGGAUAAGAAUACCGGCUUUAUCAACAAGAAUGUCCCUCAGCAGCAACAACAGCCCAACCAAAGUCCUCUCAAACUGAUUGUGAGGAAGGACCUGCUCGACGACUCGAAUGCCGCCAAGGACCUUAUGGACGAUGUCAAAAAGCGACUGAAGAUCCUUCUGCGUCCUGGGGAAUCGGAGAAAAGGCCCGAGUUAACGUGGCCGAAGAGUAUGAAGAAAGAACCGGUGGAAGUUGUCAAAGAAGUCAUAGAAUUGCUGAGUUCGUUCAGAGAUACCAUGCGGCGCAACUUCGAAACUCUUAAUGUGGAGGAAAUCCAGCAGAGAUGGUGCUGCGACGAUGCUCCUUUCUUAUUCCGUGAGCGCUGGGAGAAGCUGUUCGAAGACUUUUGCGACGUCAAACAAGAAAAGUUCGACCCAUCCAGGGUCUCCGAGCUGUACGACACCAUUAAGUACUGCGCACUCCACCAUCGCACCUUCCUCUUCGCGAUCUUCAAUGAGCAUGGGCAAACAGAUUUCCCUCCACAUCAGGACCGUAGAAUUCACGAGCUGUACAGUCGCGCCAAGGCCCUGUUUGACUUGGUUGCCCCUCAGGAGUACGGUAUCGAGCCAGAUGAAAAGGAGGAGAUCGGUGUUCUGACUUCGCUACCGUUGCUCCGAAACGUGGUUUCCGACCUCGAGGCCGCUCGUAACAACGGCGAGAGCGCUUGCACGCUCUAUUUCACCAAGGAAAGCCAUAUACACACUCUGGUCAACUUGGUGCUUCUAUCUGGUCUUCCAAUUGCGAAUAGAAGAAUACCGGAAUUGGACUAUGCCUCCCAUAUCACGUUCGAAUUGUACGAGCGCAACCACGGGCGAGGAAAGUCGGACAAGGAAUAUUCGAUCAAGAUCUCGUUGAGUGAAGGGGCUCAUUCGUCUAACGUCCUCGAUUCCACCCUCGACGCUAGACAUUCUCUGAACGUGCAGCCAAAGAGGAAACUCACUCAACACUUGCCAUACAGUCAAGUUAUCGAGAAGCUAUCGAAACACUUUCAUCGACUGGAAGAAAAGGAUAUGACCGAUGGUCCAUUUGAGACCAUUGAAACAACAGUGACUCCGACGGCGACUGUCCCCGAUGAAGCCUGA
Coprinopsis cinerea okayama7#130 is the source of this 2979-nucleotide messenger RNA. Its product is annotated as cortical actin cytoskeleton protein asp1. The record is from RefSeq and is a predicted model, not a curated record. Gene Ontology annotation, cellular component: cytosol. Lineage: Eukaryota; Fungi; Basidiomycota; Agaricomycetes; Agaricales; Psathyrellaceae. The transcript is spliced from 15 exons. Gene Ontology annotation, molecular function: diphosphoinositol pentakisphosphate kinase activity; metal ion binding; inositol hexakisphosphate kinase activity. Bases 1 to 2979 code for a protein of 992 amino acids. Gene Ontology annotation, biological process: inositol metabolic process; inositol phosphate biosynthetic process.